CGGAGAAGGAGGAGGAGGAGGAGAGAGAUAUAGCGGAGAAGGAGGAGUAGGAGGAGAGAGAUCUGGCGUAGAAGGAGGAGGAGGAGAGAGAUAUGGCGGAGGAGGAUGAUGAGGAAGAGAAGGAAGAGGAGGGAGAGGAGGGAAAGGAGGAGGAGGAGGAGGAAGAAGGAAAAGAGGAGGAGGGGGAGGAAGAAGGAGAAGAGGAGGAGGAGAAAACGAAGGUCAUUAUGGCGCGCUGCAUUACGAGGACGAGGAGAGGGAAAGGAGGAGGGCGAGGAAGAAGGAGAAGAGGAGGAGGAGGAGAGAGAUAUGGCGAAGGACGAGGACGAGGAAGAAGGAGAAGCAGAGGAGGAGGAGGAGGAGAGAGAUCUGGCGAAGGACGAGGACGAGGAAGAAGGAGAAGCAGAGGAGGAGGAGGAAGGAGAACAGGUGGAAGAGGAGAAGGAGGAGGAGGAAGAGGAAGGAGAAGCAGAGGAGGAGGAGGAAGAGGAAGGAGAAGCAGAGGAGGAGGACGAGGAGGAGAACGAGCCGGGUCGGAGGAAAGAAGAAGAAGAAGAAGAAGAAGAAGAAGAAGAAGAAGAAGAAGAAGAAGAAAAGAAGAAAAAGGAGAAGAAGAAUGACACGAGGGGGGGAGGAGGAGGAGGAGGAGGAGGAGGAGGGCGCAAGAAAUAUUGGGCAGGAGGGGAAGGAGAAAGAAGAGGAGGAAGGAGAACAGGUGAAAGAGGAGAAGGAGGAGGAGAGAGAUAUGGUGGAGGAGGACGAGGAGGAGGAGAAGAAUAUGGCAGAGGAGGAGGACGAGGAGGAGGAGAAGAAUAUGGCAGAGGAGGAGGACGAGGAGGAGAGAGAUCUGGCGGAGGAGGAGGACGACGAGGAAGAAGGAGAAGCAGAGGAGGAGGAGGAAGGAGAAUAGGUGGAAGAGGAGAAGGAGGAGGAGAGAGAUAUGGCAGAGGAGGAGGAGGAGGAAAAAGAAUGAGAAGCAGAGGAGGAGGAGGAGGGUGCAAGAGAUAUGAAGAGGAGAAGAAGGAGGAGGAGGAGGAAGGAGAACAAGUGAACAAGGAGGAGGAGGAGGAGGAGGAGAGAGAUCUGGCGGAGGAGGAGGAGGAGAGAGAUAUGGCGGAAGAGGAGGAGGAGCAAAAAGAUAUGGCAGAGGAGGAGGAGGACGAGGAGGAGAGACAUAUGCCUGAGAAGGAGGAGGAGGACGACGGAGAAGCAGAGGAGGAAGUAGAACAGGUGGAAGAGGAGAAGGAGGAGGAGGAAAGAGAUAUGGCGGAGAAGGAGGAGGAGGAAGAAGAAGGAGAAGCAAAGGAGGAGGAUGAAGGAGAAUUGGUAGAAGAGGAGAAGGAAGAGGGGGAGAGAGAUAUAGUGGAAAAGGAGGAGGAGGAGGAGGAGGACGACGAGGAACAAGAGGAGGGUCAGGUUUGGGGGAGUAUCGGGAGAGAGUUGACAGGAGGAGGAGGAAGAGGAAGAGGACGAGGUGGAGGAGGGGGAGGAUGAGUAAAAUGAAGACGAGGAAGAAAAGGAGGAGGAGGAAUAUGAGAAGGAACCUGGCCGCAAAAAAAAAGGGCACCACGUCGGACCUCU
Chara braunii is the source of this 1581-nucleotide messenger RNA. The record is from the annotation of a GenBank genome assembly. Lineage: Eukaryota; Viridiplantae; Streptophyta; Charophyceae; Charales; Characeae.